AUGUCCUUAUCUAUAGCCAAUACUCGUGACGCCCAGUGCUCCGGCUUUAGCAAUGCAGGUGUCAUGAAUACUUUAGUAACUCUGCUUGUUCAGUCCCUAUACACCGCCCAAUGUGACUUGGGACAUGAGGAGGAAUAUUCAGUGGAUUAUGGUGAUGAGGCCAUGGCCCGUUCAGCUUCUUUAAAUUUUGAUUUUGUGGUAAUUGGAGCAGGUUCGGCAGGAUCCGUGGUGGCCAGUCGUCUUAGUGAAAAUCCCCAAUGGAGAGUUUUGCUGCUGGAGGCUGGAGACAAUCCCAUGCAUGAAUCAGAGGUGCCCAGGUUAUUUCUUAGCCAGCAGCAAAAUAAAAUUUACUCCUAUCUCACCGAACCCACGGAUAGAGCUUGCAAUGCCUACAACUCUAAUAGAUGUCAUUGGGUACAGGGCAAAGGCAUGGGUGGAACUGGAGCCAUUAACGGUCUUUUAUAUAUGAAAGGCUUGCGCCAGGAUUAUGACAAUUGGCUGCGAAUGGGCAACACUGGCUGGGGUUAUGAUGAUGUGAGGCCCUAUUUGGAGAAAGCUACACGGCCCCAGGGCAACAGCAGCCAUCCUCUGGGCUAUGUGGUGGUGCAGGACUUUGAACACAGUGAUGAGGAUAUUGUGCAGGCCAUUCUUCAGGCAGCCAAGGAGUUGCAUCAACCAACAGUGGAUGUUCUAAAUGAAAAUACCCCCCUGGGUUAUGGUGUGGUCCAAGGCACCGUCAGCAAAGGUCGCCGCACCGGCUCAGCCAAAGGAUAUUUGGGACGGCUGUCGCAAAGGGACAACUUGAAAAUCAUCAAAAAUGCUCAAGUCACAAAACUAAAGUUCGAUGUAACUGGCAAGCGCAUAAAGUCCAUAGAUUUAAUUUUAAAUCAAAAACAGCAGUUAAGCGUUGCGGUGGGUCGGGAAGCAAUUCUAUCUGCCGGCAGCUUGAACACACCCAAGCUGUUGAUGCUUUCAGGCAUAGGCCCCAAGAAGGUUUUGAAGCCUUUGCUAAUUCCCUUAAUGCGAAAUUUACCAGUGGGCAAAAAUUUCCACGACCAUUUUGUGGCCUUGGCAUUUGUUGCAUUCAAUGAAGAGGCUGAUGCCAAACUGCUUCCCAAUAUGGUCUAUGACUAUUUGAUAAAUGGAAAAGGCCUUUUGGCAAGUGUGGGUGCUGCCCGUCUGGUGGGCCUCAUCAAUGUAAAUGAAAAUGGCAACGACACUCUGCCAAAUCUGGAAAUUCACCAUUUUUGCUUUAGGAGAGGCGAAAUCUUGGGUCUGAAUGCUGUUCUCACCCAAUUGUCUAUGAAGCCGCAGUUCAAAGAUUACUUGGUGAACAGUUUGAAUGACCACGGCAUAAUUAUUGUUGGCAUGUCUCUGUUACAACCCAAAUCGCGAGGAGUCAUCUCUUUAAAAUCCAAGUCAUACCAAGAUCCACCUGUAUUUAAGGCAAAUUAUUUGCAUGUAAAAGAAGAUAGUGAGACUUUGGUCAGAGGCCUACAAUAUGUGGAUCGUUUCGUGGCCACCCAAGCAUUACAAAACAAAUGGCAAAUGCAAAUAAUCCAUGUGCCUGUGCCAGAGUGCGACCAAUACGAAUUCAAGUCGCAGUCAUAUUGGCAAUGUCAUGUGAAGUACUUCACCAAUUCAUGCUAUCAUGCUGUGGGCACUGUUAAAAUGGGUUCUGCAAAUGAUGAAUCGGCUGUGGUGAAUUCUCGCCUGCUAGUAAAAGGUGUUGACAAUUUGCGUGUUAUAGAUGCCUCCGUAAUGCCUCAAAUCACCAGCACCAAUACCAAUGGACCAACUAUUAUGAUAGCCGAAAAGGGAGCGGAUAUAAUUAAAGAAGAUUGGUCACUGAAAGAGAAAAUGUGA
Messenger RNA from Stomoxys calcitrans (stable fly), 1866 nucleotides. Its product is annotated as glucose dehydrogenase [FAD, quinone]-like. Bases 1 to 1866 code for a protein of 621 amino acids. The transcript has 2 exons. Gene Ontology annotation, molecular function: ecdysone oxidase activity; flavin adenine dinucleotide binding. NCBI's taxonomy places the organism in Eukaryota, Metazoa, Arthropoda, Insecta, Diptera, Muscidae. The record is from RefSeq and is a predicted model, not a curated record.